AUGCCACCUCCGACAACGGCCCCUUCGAAUUCUAAGAAUAACCCCAGAGCUGUUGGUCAAACCGCUCGCGCAGCUGGGGACCCUGCCUCCACUGGCAGUUUGAGCACGCCCAUAAUCCCCGUGGUGGACUUGACUGGCGACAGUCCGGAGCCUCAGCCUUCGAGAACCGGGCGUGGAAUUCGUGUAAGCUCACAGGAAUCCGAUCCGCAUGGUCAAACAUGGCCAGAGUUCUUACGAGAGCAGUCGCCCGGCAGGCAGGCAGCGAAUAGCUCAAAUAAUAGUGGGAGUUGUCUGAGGGAGACCAGCCGCAAGCGGAGGUUAGGAAGUGCUGCUAGCGAGACUGGAGCAGAGAGAGUCCGGAGCUCCGGAGCUGGAAGCUCUUCCCGGAGACGAGGCAAUCAUGGGCUUUUGGAGACACGGUCUGAUGACGCCGUCAGUACUACUACGCUACGAACCUCGUCGACAGCAGCUCGCCAGCUGAACUCUUUACGCCAUCGAGAGAGGAGCUUUACAGAUUACCAACUUCCAAAGUGGCAGCCUGACUCGGAAGUAUCGCAGUGUCCAAUUUGCGGGCUGACGUUCAGUUUUUGGUGUCGAAAGCACCACUGCCGGAAAUGCGGACGGGUAGUUUGCGCUUCAUGCUCGCCUCACAGAAUCACCAUCCCACGGCAGUUUAUCGUACGCCCGCCAGAGUCGCGGACUUCAUCGUCUACAAAUCCACGGCCGACACCACCAAACGCACAAGUCAUAAACCUUAUUGAUGGAGAGGACGAUGCUAUCAGAACUGGUACCCCCUCCCGGGCUCCCGGACGACAAACUCAACCUUCAAAUCCAGCUCUGGGUGGAGGAGAGGAAGUUCGCCUUUGUAACCCAUGCGUUCCGGAUCCGAACCCAGAACCUCCUCGUCGAUACAGCGUUGUAGGAUCCUCUGGACACUCCAGCCCGUCUGGAGCAGCAAGCUUGAGGCAUCCCCCUCCGCUAUUCUCGUCGUCCAUGGGCAGUUCAGAGCUGUACAAUCACUUGCCGUCUUUCCAUAGACCUUCUGCGUCUCUUGGAUCAACCUCCCUAGUUGACGUUGACGCAACCCGCGAGUUCCGACGGCAUAGGAGCCGCGGGGGAGCGUCCCAAGCCGAAUCGCCCGAACUGCAUCGUGCAGGGCAAACAGGUAUUCGAAACGACCAGCUACCCCUGUACGGCGCAUUCGAUUAUACCCUUCCUCCCGUAGCUUCCGGGGUUCGAUCUCGACAGAGGCUACCUCAGAGCAUGGGUCAACAUCCGUCCAUUCCAACAUACCCUCCGCUCACCGCCAACGAUCCGGUAAGCAUUCACUCUCGGGGUUCUCAUCCGGAGCUGGGUUACAUAAGUGUUAAUUCUUUGUUCCGCAAUCGCCCAGACCGUCCCCUUCCUAACCCCCCUUGGCCUCAACAAGCCCACCCUGAAUUCGAACCCGAUCUUUGUCCGAUUUGCAACAGGACACUUUCCGGGGACGAAGAAGCGCGUGAAGCUCAUGUCCGCGUCUGCAUCCAGAGCCAUACCAGCAGCAACGGAGAAAGCUCAGACUCGCCUAGCGGCAACGCUCAGAUGGUCCAUUUCAAGGCCACGGAGAAGGAUUGUCUCAGUGAGGAUGGCGCGCCGCAAGAAUGUACCAUUUGCAUGGAGGAGUACGAGGUUGGGGCUGAAUUGACGCGCUUGCUGUGUUUCUGCAAGUUUCACAAGUCGUGCAUAACCGGGUGGUUCAGGCGCAAAGAAGAGUGUCCGUUGCAUAAGGUUUUGACUUAG
Molecule: messenger RNA, 1779 nt
Organism: Uncinocarpus reesii 1704
Lineage: Eukaryota; Fungi; Ascomycota; Eurotiomycetes; Onygenales; Onygenaceae
Exons: 4
Coding region: 1-1779 (592 amino acids)
Molecular function (GO): metal ion binding
Source: RefSeq, a predicted model, not a curated record